AUGCCUACAGACGCUCAGAUUGCCGGUGGCCACAAGGCAAACAUCAACAACCCAAACACCUCUGAAGAGUCCAAGCAGCAUAGCCGCGAGGUUCUCGAUUCUGGCGACUUCGCCUCUGCUGGCAAGGACGAUAGUGACAAGAACCCUAACAACGUCGCUGGUGGUCUCAAGGCUACCAUCAACAACCCCAACAGUUCUGAGGAGGCGAAGCAGUCCGCCAAGGAGCGUCUUGAAGGAAUGUAA
Molecule: messenger RNA, 243 nt
Organism: Boeremia exigua
Lineage: Eukaryota; Fungi; Ascomycota; Dothideomycetes; Pleosporales; Didymellaceae
Exons: 2
Coding region: 1-243 (80 amino acids)
Cellular component (GO): cytoplasm
Source: RefSeq, a predicted model, not a curated record